This is a messenger RNA of Oppiella nova, 936 nucleotides long. Lineage: Eukaryota; Metazoa; Arthropoda; Arachnida; Sarcoptiformes; Oppiidae. The record is from the annotation of a GenBank genome assembly.
CCAUUCCUCACGAAUCUGUUCUCAACUCUAAUGACAUGCGUUUGUAUCGCUAUUCUUGCCGUCGAUUUCCGCAUCUUUUCGCGUCGUUUCGCCAAAACAGAGAUCUAUGGCUUCAGUCUUAUGGACGUCGGCGUCGGCUCUUUCAUCGCAAUCAAUGGCGGCUUCUCUCCGGAAUCACGUCUCGGAGGAUCAGAUCCCAAGAAUAAAGCCUUUCUUCUCUUCAAGAAGACAUUCUACUCAACGAUUCCACUCAUUGUUUUGGGAUUUCAACGACUGAUUGCUGUUAAAAGUCUUGAAUAUCACGAACACAUCACUGAAUAUGGUCUCCACUGGAACUUCUUCUUCACACUCGGACUCACAAAAAUUUGCCUUAAUUGUGGUUUAAGUGAAUUCAUACAAAAUGAUUACAGAAUUGGUUUGUUUGCCGCCAACAAAGAGGGAAUCCUUUCACUGUUGGGAAAUAUAUCCCUACAUCAAAUCAAAUUGUGGUUUAAAUUAGCGGUUCAACUGUUCAUACUUUCGCUUAUUUUCAUUAUACUAAUGGAUUUGAGUCACAAUUAUAUUGAGAACACUUCCCGAAGAGAAGUCAACCUCUCAUUCGUCUUUUGGAUGAUUGCAUUGAAUUCCAUAUUUAUUGGACUCGAGUUUGCCAUUCAAGCCCUAAUCCAUUGUCUGCAACACUUGAAUGUCUUCUCAUCGGAUGAGUCCCACAGAAGUAUUAUAUUCUCGGCUGUAGGCUAUAGCGGAAUGUUAUUGUUUUUGGUGUCCAACCUUUUGACCGGUUUAGUUAACUUUACAAUCGACACGAUCUCUUGUUCCGAUUUAACAGCUUUUGCUAUUAUCUUAACCUAUUCUCUAGUCCUUUGUUUUAUUGCCAUAUUUUGUUUUCAAUACAAAAUUCAGAUUAAAAUCCCAGUUAAACAAAAGUCUGAAUAA